CUCGAACCAACUGAUGAACCAGCCACGAUACAGAUAUGGGCGACUCCAGGCCAUCACCACCUCAUCGAAGGAGAUUUCCCACGAUUAGGCCAAGAACCGAUGCCCGAUGGCACAACCUCUUUUAUAAUUAUAUGUGCGCAGGUCGACGCGGAGGCACAGGUGACGGCAUAUCGCUUUUCUCUAUAGGACCAUUGGAUUGGCCUCUGCCCUCUGGGUCUGCAACCUCAUCGGAAUGGAUACCCACACUCGUUGCAUCAAUGCUAGUCGCCAGUUUUGGUGGAGAUGUCAGAGAGGUGUGUUGUAGGACAUUGAGAUUUGGUCAAAGUCGUGUGGAGGACUGGUACUACAUAAAGGCUCCUGUUGACCACGUCCCCGGUGGGUGAUACCGUGAUGCUAUUGCUGGUCUUGGUCUCCAGCUUUCGUGCCAGUCUUUUACGUCUGUUGCUUGUCGCUCGUGGCUUCACACUGCCAUGGCUGGAUUGCGUCCAGCGUCCAGCGUCCAGCGUCGGUCCGAAUUAACCCGUGAACAAAGCGAGUACGUCCUACGACGAGACGGCGACAGCGUCGAGACCGGCAACGACUGCUACCCUACCUCCGGAACCUGGACCAGCCCCUUCGACCCCGCGACACACAGCGUGCCCAGCGAUGUCUCCAUCGACCAUCUGGUGCCGUUGAAGAACGCUUGGAUUGCGGUCAAGGCUUCCUACGGCUUGACCGUUAGCUCUGCCGAGUACUCGGUCCUGGGGGGACAUGCUCAACUCUUGCUGAAGGGGGGGCAGCUUGGGCAAAUUGAACUGGCAGGAUCGAACUUUUCUUUAUAUCGUAUUGUUUUCUGGCAAGGGGUCAUCGGUCGUCGGCAAUGCCACCAGAGAAGAAAGACUUUCCUGCACCGGUUUUGCCUCAUAUUGUACAUAUCCGCUUCUCCAGGCUUACAUUUCAGACACGGGAGCACUUCCCAAGUUCCCUCGUGCAAAGAGAGCACAGCAAAGAGCAAAGAGCAAAGCCGCUGAUAUUGUCCAGGGUCCUCCCAACACCCAA
Molecule: messenger RNA, 1038 nt
Organism: Sodiomyces alkalinus F11
Lineage: Eukaryota; Fungi; Ascomycota; Sordariomycetes; Glomerellales; Plectosphaerellaceae
Exons: 1
Coding region: 471-1010 (179 amino acids)
Source: RefSeq, a predicted model, not a curated record